AUGAAUAUUCCCAGCUUGACACCGACAGAGUUUCCAGUGUCUUAUUUGAUAUCCGAAGUGAUCAGUUAUCUCAAGAACCAGGAUAAGGUGCAGGAAGAGCUGAGGAAUGAAUGGGUUCGGAAGAUCGAAAAGAAUGGAGUCGGGAAUUUGGAUGAAAACAUGAAAGCACUCAGUGAAAAGGUGUUUGCCCAGGCAAGAAAUGAUACUAUUGACCUUUGUGCAUUGUGUUUUAGGGGUUAAUGAAACGGAAGGAUUGAUUUUGACAUUGUUUUAGGGCAAUGUUGAGACCAGAUUGGAGCACAUGGGCUACAGAGUUGGCUACUCGCUUGCCGAGCGAUUGUCCAAGGAUCUCCCAAGACUGCCCGGGGAAUUGGAGAGUGUUAAAUUUAUUUGUAAGGAAUUCUGGACGAAUGUCUUUGGUAAACAAGUGGAUAAUUUGAGAACCAAUCAUCAGGCAAGUGUAAUGUAAAUUUUGAGUCGAACUUUCAUCUUUCAGGGUACGUAUGUCAUCCAAGACAACAAAUUCCCUUUUCUGACCUCAUUCUCGGAGGGACAGCAGUACCUAAACGAAGCCAUCCUUUACCUAGCCUUGCCUGCAGGCAUUCUUCGAGGAGCUCUGAGCAAUCUUGGAAUCGAAACUUCAGUGGUUGGAUCCUCAGACGCCCUUCCGAUUGCCAGGUUUAAUGUGACUGUACAACAAGUUGAAGAGGAGAAGAACGAGGUUCAACCGCUUCUGUGA
Messenger RNA from Bursaphelenchus xylophilus (pine wood nematode), 739 nucleotides. Lineage: Eukaryota; Metazoa; Nematoda; Chromadorea; Rhabditida; Aphelenchoididae. The record is from the annotation of a GenBank genome assembly.